CUCCCCCCGACUCACUCCUCACACACAAAUACACACCAUGCGCUCACCUCAAUUCAGCCUGCUCGCUGCAGCGCUCAUGGCAGCCGCACCAGCUGCCAUGGCCGCUCCUCGGCCAGCCACACCUCCACCUUUCGUACCUGGUGCCUCCCUCUCCAGCUACUCCGUCGACGAGGUCGCCCCUUUGCGCACUCAGGGCACCCACCCCGUCAUCGAGGGGUCCUACAUGAUCAUGCUCAAGGGUGGUCUUAGCGCAACUCAGUUCCUUGCUCACCAGCAACUCAUCAGCACCGCCCAGCUCAGCGCAUCCGCAUUCCACGGAGCCUCUGCUGAGGGAGCCGAUGGAAUCGGUCACAUCUACGAACUCGACGAGAGCCUCCAGGGAUACGCCGGCAAGUUCACACCGGAUGUCAUCGACUACAUCCGUGCUCUGCCCGAAGUAGAGUAUGUCGAGCUCGACUCAGUCGUCAAGACUACGGAGAUGCCCUAUGACGGUUCCAUGGUCUGGGACGUCCCUUACGACGUCUCCAUUGACGAGGCCGUCUCUGCCCAGAGCGCUCACAGCCAGAACCUCGAGAAGGGAGCCCCUUGGGGUCUCUCUCGAGUUUCGCACCGAAAGCAGCUCGGCCUUGGCACAUUCUCCAAGUAUCUGUACGACUCACACGCCGGCGAGGGAGUGGUAGCAUACAUCAUCGACACCGGUAUCAACAUCAACCAUGUAGAGUUCGAGGGCCGAGCCUCUUGGGGUAAGACCAUGCCCGCCGGCUCCACCGACAGGGACGGCAACGGACACGGCACUCACUGCACCGGAACCGUCAUCUCCAACAAGUACGGUGUGGCCAAGAAGGCUGAGGCCGUCGCCGUCAAGGUCCUGUCCGACUCUGGCUCCGGCUCCAUGUCCGAUGUCACCGGCGGUGUCCUGUGGGCCGUCGCCGACGCCAAGAAGCGCUCCGCUGAGUUCGCCCUCGCUCCCUCUAGCACAAAGGCAAAGAAGCACAAGGGAUUCGUAGCCAACAUGUCCCUCGGUGGUGGAAAGUCGCCUACCCUUGACCGUGCCGUUGACGGUGCUACCAAGUCUGGACUUGCCUUUGCCGUCGCUGCCGGAAACGAGAACCAAGACGCUUGCAACACCUCGCCCGCCUCUGCCCCUGGCCCCGUCACCGUCGGAGCUUCGACCAUCCAGGAUGACCGUGCCUACUUCUCCAACAAGGGCAAGUGCGUCGACGUCUUUGGCCCCGGACUGAACAUCCUCUCCACCUGGAACACUGGCAACACCAGCACCAACACCAUCUCCGGUACCUCGAUGGCCUCUCCUCACGUGUGCGGUAUCCUGGCCUACUACCUCAGCUUGACCGACACCUCGUCGUCAUCUGCGAGCAGCCUCUCCUUCAUGACUUCCAAGGUCUCUCCUCUCCUCGCUUCGCUGCCUCUGCCCGACUCGAUGGCCCUGAUGGCCUUCAAGGCUACCCAGUGGCUCUUUGGCGCCGAGGAGGGUGCCGACACCUUUGCCAAGUUCGCAGACGGACCCAUCCUGAACGCCCUCUCCCCCGAUGACCUCAAGAUCCUCAUUGAGAAGGUGGCCACAAAGGGCGCUCUCCACUCGCUUGACAAGGACACGGUCAACUUGCUCGUAUUCAACAAUGCAACCGAGUCGACCAAGUAGAGUGAAUAGAAUGAGAUGGGCAUUAAUGGGGCAGAAAGGAGGGGGAGCGCAGCUCACUUCGUUGUUUGAGCGCCUCCGGAGAUAGGGUGUCAUCUUGCUUCUUCUCACUCUAGAUUCUUUGCUUGAGCCCUCUAUUCCCUUCCUCUCCCUCUCGUCUCCUCUACUCACUCACUCACUCGCUCACUCACUCAGCACAUUGUCCCACCACAAGCCACCCGACUCCAACUUGUAUCCUCAAUCUUGUUCCCUCCAUCUCUCCCUCUCUAGCUCUGUCCGACCCGAUCAUCAAUUGUUGUGCAGCUCGAAUCUCAAAGAGAUUAGCCCAAGUUCAAGUCGAAGAUCAAGAUCAAGAUCAAGAUUAAGAUCAGAUCAGAAGAAAGUGAAAUCAAUAGUAUAGG
Molecule: messenger RNA, 2058 nt
Organism: Microstroma glucosiphilum
Lineage: Eukaryota; Fungi; Basidiomycota; Exobasidiomycetes; Microstromatales; Microstromataceae
Exons: 3
Coding region: 38-1660 (540 amino acids)
Biological process (GO): proteolysis
Molecular function (GO): serine-type endopeptidase activity
Source: RefSeq, a predicted model, not a curated record